AUGCAGUCUCGGUCAUCUUCGUCCAGAGCUUCAUCAAGCAAUCAUUCAUCCCCAAGAAACACCAGUUCAAAUGUCGCCUCUCCUCGCUAUUCUGACUUGAACCUCGUUGGUCUAGAGCCUCUGCCGUGCAAAAUCACAGAUGCAUUUUUCUUAUUUGUCGGUGACCUAUCAUCGCCUAUUACCGACGUUUUCACGCUCUCAUUUAUGAAGACAUACCUAAAAAGUUCGAUACCCAUUAGAGCUAUUGUAACCACUAUUGGGAACAUACUUUUGGAAUAUGAAAGGCAAUCUGACCUGUCUAGCUGGCAAGCGGCUGCGGCCGCGUUAGCCGCCCAAGACCGCCCAAGAUUGAAUGGAUACUUGGAUAUGCUCACUUCUCCGGAAUAUGAAGAUCAGCAUCUUACUCUUUUGUUUGGGAAUCUACUCGCCUACAUGGAGCUCAUGGUGGCGCGUUCAUGGUGCCUUUUUGAGGCCGUCUUGAACAAGCUGUCGGACAAGAUAAGAGGACAGCUUGGCGAAGAACGACGCACGCCGUUUCUCUACUUCGACCGAGGUCUUCUCAUGAACUUCUCACUUUUAAAAGCUUACAGUGCCUUGAUAUUGCGCCAGGAUACAUUUCUAGCUGGUAGUGAUCUUUACGAUCCCUCGCCAUUUGUAGAUAUCGACUCUAGCAUCAGCCAAGUCCGCGCUAAUGCUGCCAUACUACACCACUAUUGCAAAUGGGUGGCAUAUUUUGCAAGGUGCCAUCACAAAGCUACGAGAUUUGUGAGAGAGUCCCGACAUACAGCAGCGAGCCUCCAAAAUAAGAUUGGUGAUGUAACUAAAGAAGAACUCCGACAUGCGCUUUCUGAGGCUGGGCUUUUAAAAGUUGCGGAAGAAAUCAUCGAGAGUUCAUAUAAAAUCACGACUGUUUUAGAUGUACUUCGUGCUUCAGACGAGGACGACGAAGCUUUGGAGGGAGGAGAUUUCAGCUACUUGAGAGAUGUGUAUUAUCGCUUCGCACACAUGGCUCUUACGCGAACGUUUUCGGACCCAAUCUGGAAACUUAUUGGCGAGGAUGUGCCGGCUAUCCUCGACCUUCCGGACCUAGAGACAUAUGGUUUGGCUAUUCUCGAAAGAUUCGAACGAAGAGCCCCUGUGGCUGGUCUUGAGUCCUGGAGCUACUUGCCUAUCUUAAUGGGUGUUGCAUUCGAGGUUAAAAAGCCAGAGGACCAAAAGAGAGUUGAGAACUUAGUAAUGAGCAUUGCUGAGAAAGGUUUUGCGUCCGCAGAGUCGAUGCUGGGCGACAUGCGGCUCCUUUGGAAGAUGGGCUCCGCAUUUAAAAACAGCAUGGGCAUUGGGCUUUAA
Colletotrichum truncatum is the source of this 1347-nucleotide messenger RNA. Lineage: Eukaryota; Fungi; Ascomycota; Sordariomycetes; Glomerellales; Glomerellaceae. The record is from RefSeq and is a predicted model, not a curated record.